ACGAUUGUGAAUUACCCACUUAUAUUUGCCUCAGUUUCGACGCGUCGACAUAUCUAAUAGUACAAAAUCUUUGGUAUCAAAAGUAUUUUCUUGAACACAACGGCAGGAAGGAUCAAACAAUUAUAUAAGGGCAAAUUUAUUUAAUACUUUAUCCGGUUUUACAAAAUAUUCUUCUGCGAAAGGCAGGAUAUAGACGCGGUGGAGCGUGUCUAACACAUCACUUCCAUUUAGUGCAGUCGGUUAAUUACCCGCAGUUACGUUCGAUGGCGGAGUGGCGUAACAACGUUCUGUGGCUAUAAUUAUUGAAAUGGAGAUCAAAGUGUUAAGCGUUGUAUGUCUGUGCAUCACAUCGUGCGUGAAGGGAGAUCUGUUCACGAAGGCUACGAGGAGUAAAGCCCUUGAGGCGGAGAAGGAUGUGAGGAACAGCGUAUACGACUUCAUCAUCGUAGGAGGAGGGACUGCUGGAUGCGUGCUGGCAAACAGGCUCUCUGCCAACCCUGAAUGGAAGGUACUAGUACUAGAAGCUGGAGAAGAAGAAAACAUAGACUAUGACAUUCCUGGUAUACCAACAAAAGAUCUAAGACCUAUCCUCUGGAACUAUAGAACUGAAAGGAACGGGUUCUCCUGUCUGUCUAGACCUGGAGGCAGUUGUGAAGUGAGAACCGGCAAGGUUUUAGGAGGAUCGAGUGUAGUUAAUGAUAUGAAGUACACCAGAGGGUCCAGAAAAGAUUAUGAUGCGUGGCACAGCAAUGGGGAGAUUGGUUCCCUUGAAUGGAAGUUUGAGAAUUUGGUUGAACAUUUCAAACAUUCAGAGGACAAUGGUGAUUAUGAUAUUCUUAUGAAUUCAUUCUAUCAUUCCCGAGGAGGAGAAAUGCAUGUCCAAAGAUUUAAAUACAUGGAUCGUCAUAUGGAGCAAUUUCUAGGAGCUUUUGCAGAAAUGGGCUUCCGUUCGAUUGAUAUCAAUACGAACGCACCAGAAGCAGCAGUUAACAAUCAAUUUGUGAUAUCCAAUAAUACGAGGUUGAGCACAAAUACUGCGUUUCUGAAACCAGUUCGACAUAGAAAGAAUUUAGUAGUUAAAACUGGAGCUACAGUAACAAAACUGAUUAUUGAUCACCAAGAAAAAGCAGUUGAUGGAGUCUUAUACGAAAUUGAAAAAGGGAAGGAGCAACUAGCUUAUGCAAAGAAGGAUACUAUUUUAACUGCCGGUGCCAUUAAUAAUGUAAGAUUAUUACACUUAUCAGGAAUAGGCCCAAAAGAGGAAUUAUCUAAACAUAAUAUUUCUGUUUUUCUUGACCUACCGGUCGGAAGUAGCUAUCAAGAUCAAGUGACAAUAGGUGGUUUGGCUUUUUCAAUUGGCGAUGUUGCUAUUGAUGAAAAUCAAAUAAUAGAAGACUUUAAGACGUGGUUUCAAAACCGAGGUGGACCACUGGCCUCAAAGGGAAUUAAUCAAAUAUCAGCAUUCAUACAAUUAUUUGAAAAUAAAAAUGGUCCUAAUGUGGAAUUAGCUUUAGAAGGUAACUAUAUUAGAAGUGACAAGUUUAUGCUUACAAAUGUAAGUGUACACACAGCUGAAGAAUCAAGUUUACCGCUACCAUACUAUAAUUUAGUGAAUAUUAAUCCCGUAUUACUAAAACCAAAAAGUAAAGGAAAAGUGACGUUAAACAAAAGGAACCCAAAAUAUGGUCGACCUGUAAUACAAGCAAAUCUUUUGAAGGAAACUGAAGAUUUAGAUGCGUUAGUUGAUAGUGUUGAUAUUGCAUUACAGUUGCUCAAUACCAAGGAAUUGAAGAAAGCUGAAAUAAAAAUAGCUCCACUGGAUUUGUUUCCUUGCGACAGAUUACAAAAUAGAGAUCAAUGGAAUUGUAUAGCAAGACAUUACACUAAAGCGUUGGGAAAUCCAAUAGGCACAUGCCGUAUGGGAGGAAAUAAGACAAAUUCAGUUGUAAAUUAUGAUCUUAAAGUUCAUGGUAUAGAAAGGCUAAGGAUAAUCGACGCAUCUAUAAUGCCCACCCACGUUAGAGGUAAUAUAUUCGCUCCUACAGUAAUGAUUGCAGAGAAGGGCAGCAAAAUUAUGAAUAAAGACUGGAAAGAAAACAAAGGAAAUUUCCUAUAGUAAGUAAGUAUAACUACUAGUAUUAUGUACAAUCAGUUUAAGUCAAUUAAAUAAUAAAGCUAAUUUUA
Bicyclus anynana (squinting bush brown) is the source of this 2184-nucleotide messenger RNA. RefSeq names its product glucose dehydrogenase [FAD, quinone]. Gene Ontology annotation, molecular function: oxidoreductase activity, acting on CH-OH group of donors; flavin adenine dinucleotide binding. The coding region runs from base 308 to 2116 and encodes 602 amino acids. The transcript has 4 exons. NCBI's taxonomy places the organism in Eukaryota, Metazoa, Arthropoda, Insecta, Lepidoptera, Nymphalidae. The record is from RefSeq and is a predicted model, not a curated record.